CGCCCCAGGUGAGAUCGCAGGGACCCUUUUCUUAUCCAGCACCUUACCCGACGCUGUGUCUUGGGGAAUGGAGCCGAGGGGGUGCGCGAAGCGGCGUCCCAGCCAGCGUGCGGCCUGCGGUUCCCCAUCUGGGAAAAGGAGAAGGAAUGGCAGUGAAGAAGACCACCAUCUUCCCCCUCAGACCAAAAAGAGUAGUAGAAACCCUGUCUUUCAUGAUUCCUGGGACACAGAGUCGUCCAGCAGUGACAGUGGUGGGAGCAGCAGUGGCGUCUACAGCCCAGACAGGACCAGCGGGCCAGAGAGCAGCCUGUCCCACAUCGCCACCGGGUCCGGCCCUAACACCCCUCAGCCCAGGCCCGAGCAGUCUGCACUGUGCCAGGGCCCUUACUUCCACAUCAACCAGACCCUGAAGGAGGCCCACUUCCAUAGCCUACAGCACCGAGGACGGCCUCCCACAUGAUGCGCCCGCAGUUUCUUGCCUUCUAUGAAGGGACAGCGCUGUGCAGAUUUGAUAUUUCAACUUAAGAUGUUUUAAAAAAUUGCACAAAAAAAUGCCUGUUGGCUUUUCCGUCUAUAUUUGAAAUAACAGGUUAACAGGCGGUUGUUUACUUGUGGUUUUGCUGCACUAUUGCAAUUUCAAAGGGGCUUUGAAGCAAUUUUUUAUAGGAUUCUUUUGAGGGUGGGUGUCAAAUCCAUGUUGAGGUAAUGGUAUGAGGAAAACUCAUCUGUGUGUUGAAUCCAUAGUUUGUCCAGUUCAGAUUGAUUUCCAGAUAUGUCAAUUAGAAAUUUUACUUCAUGUAAAAAGGCCUUUUAAAAAUGCGGGAUCUUCAAUUUUUUAAAUCCAAUAAACCAGUAAAGAGUGUCUAGUUUCCAUGAAAAAAACAUAAGUUUUUUUCCAAAAUAUAGAAAGCUUGCUUCAGUCUUGCACUGAAAUUCGUUACCAUACUACCUCUUGUAUGCAGAUGUCCUGUCGAAAGUCCUCUGUCUUUGUGACAGACAUCAGAGCCAAGUUGGACUGGUAAGUGAAGCAGCCACCCUCCUGUUUCCACUUUGUCAUGUAUUUGUAUUUCUGGAGAGAAUGGCUUUCAGAUCCUUGUAUUCCCAGAUCACUUGUUACCAUUACUCUUCUAGCACCUACGUCUUAGGCACUAGUAGAAAAUAUGGCUCAGUUCUGGCAGUUGAGAAAUUUGGAAUGACUGUUUGUCUUACAGACUUGUUACAGCAGCAGCUUACGUGAUUUCAUUGGUAAUUCCAACCUGUAGUGUCAAGAAUGAGGCCAUAGACAAAUGCUGGCCAAGUGCGAACUAUUGGAACUGAUGUCUGUGUCACAAGUAUUGUGAAACUCUCGGACAAGGAUUCACUUUAUGCUUAAAGUAACCCCUGACAGUACCUGGGGCCCACAUCCCACCACUGAACUGGAAAGACUGGUGUGACUUAGCAGUGAAUGAGCACAGGCACAGUUAGAAGAAAUGUUGCAGUCGUAUUUAUUUAGGGGGAGAUGGGUAUGUUCCCAUGUUAUUUAGUCAUACUAGAGAGCCAACCUAGUUUGAAUAACGAAGGUGUAGACGUGUCUUCUUCCUCACCAACAAGGUGUCUGAAUAAGGAGCCAGGAUGCGUCAGGUCAUCUGUUCGGGAGAGUGCCGGGGGGACAACCUGCCAUUGCAUGUAGAGAAAGUGCCUUAGAGUCUACCCGACCCCUCCUGCCUGCUCACACCCUCCACUCCACUCCACUCGGAGCCCACACGGCACACACAAGCAGCAGCAGCACGGGUAGCUGUAGUAAGGGGACUUGGUGCUUUGUCAAGAUUUGAAAAGGACACGGGAUGGAAUGAGAUUUUUAUUAAAGGUAAGGACUCUAGGAAAAGGGUAAACAUGUACCUCCUUUCCUUGGUUUGUUCCUCUGAUGGAGAGAGAGCUUAAAGGUCAGUUACUUGGAGUAGAAACUGCAAGUUGUGGGGAAAUGUUAUUAAUAGCACAGGCCCACGCUUAUGGAGUGGAUGGUUUGUGCAAGAACUUUUUUAACAACUACCUUCUCCCAAGUUUGAAAACCAGAUGUUGGAUUUAAGAUCUUAAUGGGUUUGAUAGCAGGGAAUAUGGAAAAGCCAGUAUUGUGUCUAACAGUAAAGCAAACAACAGCCAAGUGCUGUAAGAAGACAAGCUGCUGGAGCUCUCCAGACACACGUGCACAAAGCCCCACUCAGAAAUACCAGGAGGACUCCUGCGGGCCUAAUGGGUGGCAGCCUACUGAAACAAAAGGCAUAUUAACCAGAAAAUGGACAACUUGAGAAAGCACACUUCAUUUCCCACCCAACUGAAAGAAAUGGAAGACGAAACAAUCACCAAAACAAAAGUUCUCCGAAUAUAGUCACAGUGUGGGACUAGCAAUUAACCCUUUUAUCCCACUGCAAAUGACAAGGAGUCUCUGUCCUGUCCUGUGUGUCUUCUACAGCCUUGGCAGCCUGAGACACAUUUCUUUUAUGAGGCUACUUGACAGUGUAAAUGGGCUUCUUCUAAAACUUCUAUUAGCUCAAGCUAGUAAAACCUUGUACUUCAACAUUGCGCCGCCAUUAAAAGCAGCAUUAGUGCAUUUUGUCAUUGA
Messenger RNA from Manis pentadactyla (Chinese pangolin), 2599 nucleotides. It is a transcript of the gene VCF1, whose product is annotated as family with sequence similarity 104 member A. The record is from RefSeq and is a predicted model, not a curated record. NCBI's taxonomy places the organism in Eukaryota, Metazoa, Chordata, Mammalia, Pholidota, Manidae. The transcript has 3 exons. Bases 68 to 460 code for a protein of 130 amino acids.